AAUUCACCAUGUCAAUUUUUAAUAUUAAGUUAUCAAUUUUCACCAUAAAUUUCAGAAUGAAAUAUUUCACAUAUUAUGAUAUUUUUUUCAAAUUUUAUAAAUUAUCAGUUAUGCGUUUUUUUUCUGUAAUAGUUCCGAUAGUUCGAAAUUAAAAAGUGCAAUUAGGUUUACUUGACAAAAUUUAUUCUGCAUUUUACGAGAGAGAAAAAUGGCAUUCAAGAAAUCCUACUAGAUUAUUUAAAAUAAAAAUAUUAUCUGUGGAAUUAAAAGGCGUUUAUUUGAUUUGUCUUUGAUUUAACAGGGUUCCAUUACGUGUAAAUGAACAAUUACUAUUCUCACGGCGUCUGGCGCGGGAACGCUAGUAACAUUUAUCUUUCAGUAUUAUUUUUGCGAUAGCACCAAUACACAUAUUUCACUCUGGAGGAAAAUAACGUGGAAAAUAUUGGAAACAUUUACAGUUCUUUCGCCAUUUAAAGCAGUCAUAAUUCUUUAGAUUGGAUCUUACAAGAUCGUUUGCGCCGCUAAUCGACGCUCUGGACUGAUUAUUCUCAGGGUUCAAGAUGUCUUUUGUCCCGUAAUUAAAUAUAAGAGUAUCGUAUUAUACGAUUCCAUUUCAGUUUAUUGUGUUUUAGCAUAGGAAUGUGUUUUUCUCGUAGGUAGAAAUCACUAGAGGGUGUGAUUUGGCCAUAUCACCAGCCAGCCUACCUGCUUUUGUAAGGCUUUGUUUGAUUGGUCGAGGCAUUCUUGAUCUAAUUUCUAUGCAAAUGAUUUAUUUUGGCCGACAUUGACUAUGGAGUCUCACAAAUCAACCGACAUGGAAUAGGUCAUGUUGUGUGAAGUAAUAACAAUCAAAGCGAGAUAUCUUCUAAAAUGAACUCCUACUACCCAGCCUCGUUUUUUGCACAAUAUUCCACAGACAAUAUACCGCAUAACGUGGGAUACAAUUCCAAUAAUUUUGGAUUAUUAUCGCGUUUUGCUGAUCAAAUAUCUGCAUAUCACAGUAAUAACUUUAAUAGUGAACAUCAUCAUCGUUUUUCCAACGGAUUUUCCUCUCAUCACCCUCACCAGGAAUCCCAUUUUCCGUCCCGGGAAAACUCCAGCAGCGAGAGCGCGUCGGUGGGAGGAGGCGGAGGGUCGGGAAGAAUUUCGAACUAUCCCCAGCCUGCCCCGGCCCAUCAACCUGAGGAAAACAAUGUACCGAGGUCAUAUAGCUCCUGUAGUACCGAUAACUGGAGUCCCCCUCCUCACGGGGUUCAGCCUGGAUCUCCAGAUUCGCUUCACCAUAGUACCAGUCCCUACUCCCCCGUGGAGAACAACAAUAAUCCGUGCAACAUGAUGUUACACAAGAACAUGAAGUCGGACCAAAACUCCGGCGAACAACCUACUCCGUUUUACCCCUGGAUGGGAAUAGUUGGUCCCAACUCCGCGCACAGAAGACGUGGACGCCAAACCUACAGUCGCUACCAGACUCUGGAGCUGGAGAAGGAGUUUCAGUUCAAUCAUUAUUUAACGCGAAAGCGGCGAAUUGAGGUAGCACAUUCUCUUUGCUUAACAGAACGACAGAUUAAAAUUUGGUUUCAAAACAGACGAAUGAAACUUAAAAAAGAGAGACAAGCUAUAAAAGAGAUCAAUGAUACCUCCGGUCUGUUGUCUCCAGAGAAGAAGGACGACAAGAGUGACGGACUGUCGAGUGACGAGUCUCCGUAAACACCCGAAUUACUCCGAACACCAACGAGAAAGCUUCAGACAAUUACACGAGCUAGGCUAUCUCUAUUCAGGCUAUACGGGUAAAUGGUUCGUCAGCUCUUGCCAUAAUUUUGGACAUUUCGAAAUAUUAUGGCAAUUUUAACUUAUUCCAAAGAUAUUAUAUGUUUUCUGUUUCUAUUGUGUGAGGUAUUACAACUUAGAUCUCGUAUCACGUUAAAAGCUUGGUCAUAAGGCGUAAGAAGAACCGUGUCCGUGUGUCUGCUAGUCAGGAGGAUCCUUCCACGGUGAUUAUGUGCGUGUUCCGUAUCUGUGUUGUCUGCCCUUUAUGUCGAAAUAGGACUGCAGAUGGCGACCUGUGAAUAUAUACGUGAUGGCAUGGGUUUUUUCCACUGCGGGACAACAUGUCCCCACGGUAAACAGAAAUUAUUAUCUCUGUGAUGGGACAUUGUUUACUUCUAUAUCAAAGGGUGUGAUAUAUAUUGAUUCGCUUGAACUGUUAUAGAUAGAAUUCAUGAUGUCCACAUUUAUAAAAACAUGUUUUAUAUCAUUGAUAAUGUGACCAAAGGGUAAAAUCUUCGCAACAUUCAUGGAUAUUCUGAUAGAGGGUAAACCAAUGUUAAAUGAUUAUUAUCACAGUAGUCCUAGGCAACGAUCACCAUAUUUUUGUACAGCAUUCUUAGUACUUAUGGCCAGAAAUCUGCUGACUUCUAUGAAAUUGUGUAGUUAGACAUACGUACAGAAAAUACCUCAAAUUUUCUCUUCCAUUGUAUAGACAUAUGUGAUGCAUAACGCUUUUAUAAUACUUUGUUUUGUAAAAAAAGAAAGAUUACUCCAUCUCAGGGCCAUAGUUUGCCACAUUAUUACAAUACAAAGUCCACGCCCUAAAUUUAUUCCGAAGAUUCCUUUUGUUAAAGAUUGAUAGGAACGCUGCAUCUGUAGAUAAAUACACACGGAAACCAUUCCACACACGUGUAUUUUCAGUUAGUAAACACUCAAAGCAUGAAUUUUGCAGUCUUGUGAAUUGCUGCCAAAAUUUUGUCAAGGAAGUUGCAAUAGAAGAUUCCCCGUUUUAAUGUUGUGGUGUGCUGUUCUAACGAGACUGUUAUUUGCAUCAGAGAGAUUUUUUUCUAUUUCUAUUUGUUUGUUGACGUUUAGUUGUCCUGCAUUGAUAUAUAAAACGUACUGCCAAUUUCAUUGGUGCAUUUCAAAUGUAAUAAAAUUUUGUAAAGAAUA
Ostrea edulis (European flat oyster) is the source of this 2940-nucleotide messenger RNA. Its product is annotated as homeobox protein Hox-A7-like. Gene Ontology annotation, molecular function: RNA polymerase II cis-regulatory region sequence-specific DNA binding; DNA-binding transcription factor activity, RNA polymerase II-specific. Lineage: Eukaryota; Metazoa; Mollusca; Bivalvia; Ostreida; Ostreidae. The record is from RefSeq and is a predicted model, not a curated record. Gene Ontology annotation, cellular component: nucleus. Bases 871 to 1707 code for a protein of 278 amino acids. Gene Ontology annotation, biological process: regulation of transcription by RNA polymerase II; anterior/posterior pattern specification. The transcript is spliced from 2 exons.